AGUGAUGUAGAGCAGAUGAAGGGGACGUUUCCUGAAGUGUGCUCAGCGGAACCACCUUAUACCGCGGCCAUCUGCAAUCUCUGGGACAAAGCCCACACCUCAGCUAUGGCCAGUCGCUGCAAGAUAUGGGGGCAGUUGCAGGUUGUCGUUAUCGGAGUGCUAUGCUGCAGUUUCAAACAGGCUGCAUGCAAAGUAGACCUCCCGGUCUCCGAAUCAGCCAAGGUCAGUAGAGAUGGUUUCAAAGGAACAGGUCAGGACGAUAUCUUUACAAAGGCCCUGAGCAAGUCAUCGUUCAGCGGCCAUGGAGCCAUCAAGGAAAGGCCAAAAGGUACAUUAGAUUCAAGUGCAAUCAAGUCCUGGAUUGCCAUGAUGGAAGAAGGUACCGUUACCAGACACAGAAGGUCAGCGGUAGCGGUUGGCCUGUUCAGGAGGAGGUUCGAGGGAAGGAUGAAGGCGAAGGAAGCUGCUAAACGAGCCGGGAAUCCCCAGAGAUACAGAGGAGCCGCGGUGAUACUGGCUGCAGCUAGGAGACAAGUUGCUAUAGGCAAGCGGAGGUAUCUGGCAUCGUGGGAGCGGAAGAGAAAGCUCGAACACGAACGGAGGAUCUCAGAAGAUGAUGAAGAAGAUAACAACGCAUUUCAAGAAGGACAUAGAGAAUCUUCCGGACAAGGUGAAGUCGGGGACGUUGACGAUUCUGAAAAUUCGAUAUAUAAUGAGAGAGACAGACAACCCAAAGACCAGAACACAUAUCAACCAGAGAAGACAGAUCCUCAACUUGGUGUGAGCACAGCUGUUCCGGUAGGGGGAGACACACGGAAACUAGCAGCCAAUGAGGUUAAUACCACUGAUGCUCAUCAGGGUGUCUCCCCGGCGGUACAGCAGGGUGUACAUCGACAGGUGGAAGGCAAUGGAGAGUCGGAAGAGCGGGAAAGAGAGGAGAACGAGAAACGGGAGCUAGCAAAAGAAAAACGACGGUUAGAGGAAGAAAGGCGACGUCGAUUAGACGAAGAAAGAAGGCGACAGUUAGAUGAAGAAAGGAGAAGGCAAUUAGACGAAGAAAGAAGGCGACAGUUAGAUGAAGAAAGGAGAAGGCAAUUAGACGAAGAAAGAAGGCGACAGUUAGAUGAAGAAAGGAGAAGACAAGAAGAAAGGACGCGUCAGCUAGAAAGAAUCGGCACAGUCCAGGUUGAUGUAGACGGAAGACGUAGAGCUGAAGAAAUUCGAAAACAGUCACCAGGGAGCAGAGGACAGUUUGAAGCAAAAAGAAGACAGUUAGAAAAGCAGAGAGGACAGAAUGUGGAGGUUCUGAGGAUACUUCGACUUGAGGAAGAGGCACAACGCCAAAAACUGAUGAAAGAAAAGGAAGACUAUUAUGAUAAGCAAAGGAGCAAUGAGAACAUGAGAGAACACAGCAGGGAAGUGCCACAAGGAGAGAACCUCGAGAGGUCUGAGAAUAACACAAACACUGAACAAAGCACUGUUUCCAUAACCAGUCCAACAUCUCCCACCACAGAAAGAUCCCAAAGCCAGCAACGAUCCGAAUAUGAAAAGCUGAUUAGAAGCCGUUGCACGGACUGUAAAGUCGGAAACCAGACCUUCCGUGGGCACUCCAGAUUUUCAUAUGAAGAGGACUGUCACAAGUACCAGUGUAUCUGCCACUGUGAUGGGACCCAUGACUGCCCAGCCCAGUACAAAGUGAAAGUCUGUGAUCAAGGUAUGCAGGAGAGGGACAGGCCUGUAUGCAACAGCUGCACUGUUGAAGGAGAAAUCAUCGAAGGGAAUGACAGGUUUGAACUGCAAGAUGGCUGCACUUUGUUUAGAGACUGCAAAUGUUUCUGUAAUGGCACGUCACAUUGUUCACCUGACCAAACAGAGAAUACCUGUGUCUCAGAAAGCAAAACAGGACCAGAGGCAUCCCAAGUCGAUUCCAAGCCAAAUCAGGUCUGUCAGAAGUGUGUCAUCGAAGGCAUAGAACACCCCGCGGAAUCCAGGUUCCAGUACACCAGGGACUGCAUCACCACCGACUGCAGCUGCAGUUGCAACGGCACCAUAGAAUGUGAUCAGUCAACUGCAGUGAACAGAUGCGACUCUGCGCAGCAAACUCCCCAGCCCCAACUAGAAAUACAGGUAAACAACCAACAGGUGAAGAUGCAGACGUGCCAGCAGUGCCUGGUGGCAGGUAGACUGAUUGACGGAAACUCACAGUUCAACGCCAAGGUGGGGUGUUACAUUGACACAUGCUUCUGUUUGUGCAACGGCAGGUACUCAUGCAUUCGGAACUGGGCACGUAAUAUUUGUAAUGAUGACACAGGGUUCGAUGGUGGGUUAGUUGAUCAUCGAGGGGUCUGCCGGGGCUGUUUCUUACAGGGAGUGCACUACCCUGGAAAUGCAACGUUCAAGUUCACCACUGGCUGUACAGCACUCGACUGUGCCUGUACUUGUAGUGGCACUGUAGAGUGUUACGAAGAAAGUGCUGUAAACAUAUGUGCCACUCGUCCACCUACCGUCCAGCCACUGUUUGAGGUAUUUACCACCCAGACUGUGAGGACACCUGGACCCCGGGAGUGCAAGAAGUGUUUAAUUAAUGGAACACUGUACGAUGGGAAUACUCAGUUUGACUUACAGAAUAGAUGCCACACCGACAGAUGCAUAUGUUCAUGCAAUGGUAACCAUACCUGUAGACGGUACCAGGCACGUGGUUGUAAUGAGACUGAAACCUCACCAAAGAAAGACUCAGAGCCAUGCCAGGAGUGCCUUAUUCAGGGAAGGAGGUAUCCGGGAAACUCGACGUUCAAGACCACAAGCCAGUGUAUUGCCAAGGACUGCCGAUGUUCAUGUAGUGGAUCUGUUGAAUGUGAUGACAGAACGGCUGUAAAUAUAUGCCAGACUACAUCUGUUCAACCUUUGCCAACCACACUACAGCCGACACCGCAGGAAGCGUCGUGUAAGACGUGCGUUGUGGAUGGAAUGGAUUAUGCCGGAGGAUCGAAAUUUAAAAUCAAAAGAGGAUGCAAAGUGUACCCAUGUCACUGUCCCUGUGAUGGCAGAUGGGGAUGUCGAACAGACGCUGCUGUGGACAUCUGUAACAAACCUUCCAGCGAGCCUACAGUGAGUCAGGGAACGUGCAAGAGAUGUGUCGUUCAGGGUAGGAAAUAUCCUGGAAACUCACAGUUCAAACUACGAAAAGGCUGUGUUUCUUUCAGAUGCACCUGUGCGUGUGAUGGAAGCUGGAACUGUCCCCCUGAACAGGCAAGGAACUACUGCCCCGGUUCAACGCAGUCUACGGAGACCACAACAGCUGCAACUCUCUCCCCGACAGAACCCUUGUCAGAGAAACAUUCUGAGACAAAAUAAUGGUCUCUUUGGGUCACGUUAUGACUGAUAAUUGCUCUUUGCCAGUCAAGAACAAAUGUGUCUGUUACCCCACUAUUGUAUAUAACCAUUAAAUGCCAGUAAGGAUGCUAUGCGAAUAUUAAAGCUUUAGUUUGCAAUUCUUUCUCUUGAAUAAAUAUUUGUUCAUCUGAAA
Haliotis rubra (blacklip abalone) is the source of this 3526-nucleotide messenger RNA. RefSeq lists its product as uncharacterized. Bases 16 to 3354 code for a protein of 1112 amino acids. NCBI's taxonomy places the organism in Eukaryota, Metazoa, Mollusca, Gastropoda, Lepetellida, Haliotidae. The transcript has 5 exons. The record is from RefSeq and is a predicted model, not a curated record.